Synchiropus splendidus (mandarinfish) is the source of this 1666-nucleotide messenger RNA. RefSeq names its product coiled-coil domain-containing protein 81-like. The record is from RefSeq and is a predicted model, not a curated record. The coding region runs from base 9 to 1463 and encodes 484 amino acids. The transcript has 15 exons. Lineage: Eukaryota; Metazoa; Chordata; Actinopteri; Syngnathiformes; Callionymidae. Gene Ontology annotation, cellular component: centrosome.
CCUCCGCGAUGACUGACAUUCUGCGGCAGGUCUCCACUUUGGAUGAGAAGACGUUUCCUACCAUCGCUCGCCUUCCCACAAAGGAGCGCGUCUGUAUUUGGGCUCAUGUGUCUUCUUAUAUUGAGCGACAGAUGACAUCCCAGAAGGGAGUGCAUCUGGCAGGACUAGGGACUUUUACCUUCUCUCAGCAGAGGCUGCACACUGGGCUUCAGAAGCCCAUCUUCCUCCUGUCAGGAGCCUUGAUAAAGUCUCUUGGAUUAAGGAAAGAUCGUCCACUGGCUGUUGGUCCUUGCUGUGUGGAGAAAGCGUUUCCCUCACCUUCCCGGGGCUCGGAGUCUUGUCCUGCAGGCAGAACAAGGUGCAAAUGGAGUUCAACACAAGCCUUCGUCUGGACGGACGACAGCAGGUCUCCGCAGAUCCCACAGAGUUCACCACAAGAGGGCUCUAAAACAAAGUCAUUCACCAGAACCACGUGUGCGGAACUGGAGCUGUGUGGCGUGUGUCUGCAAAGAUCCAAAAGAAAUAUUCCAGUUUAUGAGAGAGAGCAGAAGCUGGAGGAGGAGAAACAUCAGGAGAAAGUGUUGCUGCUGAGAGCUCAGCAGGAGGCAAGACUUCACCUGGAGAAGGAACAGGCCAAACUUAAAGAGAGACGUUUGCAAGCUCAGAAAGACGCUGUGCUCAAUCUUCAAAUGUCGGAGAAGGAUCAAACCUGCAGCAGUUUGGACGGGGCGUCGUUCCUCUUUCUGACUCGACCACUCACACCGCCACGAAAGGUGAAGCAGCAGCAAUACAUGAGUGCGCUGCAGCAUCAGGUGGAGAGCCGACGUCAACAAGAGGCUCUAGAGCUGCGAGAGAGUCGACUCACCGAGCAUCAAAACCAGAUCCAGCAAGCACAGCGGAACCUGGAACUGAAGAGUCGGCAGCUACAGGAGAAGAUGGAGAAAAGGCGAAGCUACAAAGCGGCUCUGGACAGUCAGGUGAAGGACAGGAAAUGCACCACCCAUGUUGAGGUCCAACCUGAAGCCCUCAGAAGCAGGCGAUGUGAAACUCCUGUGGUCAACGCAGAGAGACGUGAAGCGGCUCAGCAGCUGUUCUGGACGAACUCAAGUGCUGCCACCCAGAGGAAACGGGAAGAAGUACAGAGCCACCGAGCAGAGCUGGAGAGGCAGAAGCAGAUGCUCCAGCAAAACCAAAAGGAGUUUAUUCUGGAUCACCGUAUCAACGUGGAGAGGAGGAAGGCGACCAGAAAGUCUCUGGAGAGCGAGUGGAGACAAAGUGCCCAGAUGAAACACCAACGUGAGGAAGAAGAGAAGGACUUUCUCAGGUCUGCCACUCAGUCACUGGUGGAGAAACUGGUCCAACACAAACGCUGCCGGCAGUGCAAGAGAAGAACCUCCAACUGUGGAGAAACCAACAUCUGGAGGGACUCCAUCUAUGCGUCUGGAUCACAGUUCAUGACCUGACUCAACACAGACCUGAAGGAACGCAGACAUGUUGAGCCGGUGAUUCACGAGGAGAAUCAAAGAAGGAUGGCAGGGUGUGGUGUCCCCCAAAGCACGAUGAGUGUGUUGCACAAAACCACGGAUACCUGUACAUGUAAACGUCUUUUGUGCUGCCAGAAGUGAGGGAUCUUAGCGGAACCAGUUCAGGUCUGGAGGGACUGUUU